GCACUCGGCCCGAACACAGUCAGCGGGCAUCGCGCGCGCCGUUCUCAUCCGGACGAGAUAAAAUAUAAUUUUAUAAUAUAUACUUGUAAGAUAUUUAACGCUGUACCUACACCUACUCUGCGAGUGCCGUCAAAAGUGUGUUGUGUGUAUCUGGUGUUUUGUUUUUGCCGCGGCGGAGACGAUGACGACGACAUCACAGAAUAUUGCCGCAACAGUGUCGUAUUCGGGCAACGCGCCGUCGGUUCUCCACAAUAGUAUUAAUAAUGUUGCUAUAAUAACAAAACUCGGCUCGUCAUUACACCUCGGUGGUGUAUACUGAAACGUCAUUCACGCGAGAGUGCAGUUGCUGUCGUAGCGGGCCCGGUCGCAGAAAAAGAAAAUUAUAAUUUACAACAGGAUCUGACUGCAGUCUAUUUAUUUUUGGUGUAUAUUACAUAGGUAAUAUAGUUGUUAAUCGGUACAGCGGUCGUGGUAUUAUCCGGAGAUCACGGGCGAGAUGACCAAUCCGUAUGCUCGCCCAACGGUACAGCCACACAUCGAAGAUCUGCCGACCGAUUGCGGAUUGCAGUGGCUGGGAUAUUCAUUAUGUCGGUCUUGGAUUAGAUGUGCUACAGCUGGAAAGUAUUUGACUACCAUAACACUAUUUGUUUUCUUCCAAACGGCGUCACAAAGAUACUUUUUUUCAACUUUAGAAUCGAGAAGCUAUAAUAUACCUAAAGAUAUAUCAAAUUGGCUAUGGAUACUCAGUGGAUUUGUUCAUUUAACGUUGUCCACAUUCGUUGGAUACCGAGGGGGUAAACGCAACAAGAAUUCAUGGAUUGCGUUUUUUGGGAUCCUGCAAGGGAUUUUUGCCGUUUUACUAGCAUUAAUAAAUGCGUCCGAUCACUACAACUUUCAACGACCAUCAGCUUUAGUUUUGGCCACUUUGGAAACGCCACUAUGCGACUCAAUUCACGGUGCCCACGUAAAGGAACCGUACGUCCCAUUUCACUUGGUGAAAACUGCAGUGUUGUUCUUGCUCCAAGUCAGCAUGUCUUUGGGAAGUACAGCCCUAUUGGCUUUGGGCCUAGGUCUGCUCGAUGAAUCGGUAACUCCGACCAAAAUACCGGCUUGUAUAGGUGUGGUCGUCGGUUCAUCAUUGCUGGGACUCCAAACGGGGUUGAUGGUGGGGAAAUUUGCAUUCCAUGUAAGCGCAGACUUUAAUUUGGCCGGUGACAUCGUGUGGCUCAUUAUUGGUUUGAUUUUGAUGGUUGUAUCUUUCAUUGUGGCUCUAUAUCCAAACAGGCUGGUCACGAGCCGAGCUUCAACAUUAAUACGCAACAGCCCAAUUUAUCGAAAUAACAGAUAUGAUUUCAGGAGUACGCUUGGAAGGAUUUUCAGUAAUAAGCUGAUUUUAUCUAAUAUUGCUGCCAUCGCUUGCGUGUACACAGUAUUGAUCAAUAUGUUGUACGAGGAACCUAAUUACAUGGAAUCGGUGUUUUUCGUACCCAAACACACAACAGACGCAACUGAUCAAAAUACCAUAAUCAUUGAUUUUUUAAGAUAUCCUUUGGCAGCAGUUUGCGUGUUUUUAUCUGGCGUAUUAAUAUGCAUUACACAGCCAAGAGCUACGUUGUUAGCCGCCUGGAACAUUGGCAUAAUUUGCGUUGUGACUAUAUUAGUCUUCACUAGCAUGUUCUUACGGUGUUCCAAGAUACAAGUACACAAUCAAAUAACGCAUAAGUCUGAUUUGAACGAAUUUUGCAAUAAGGAUUGCAAUUGUCCGGACAAUAUUCCAUUUGAACCGGUUUGUUCGUCAAACAGCCAUAUAGUCUAUUACUCACCCUGUCAUGCCGGUUGCAGGACUCAGGAUCUGUAUUCCAGACAGGAAUACGUCGGGUGUGCUUGCGUCCAAACCGAAUCCGCCAGUAAGCGUGCUUGUUAUGAUCAUAACUGCCACCAAAUGAACGUCGGGUAUCAAUCAAUUUCGGUGUUGAUUCUGUCACUGUUGGGCACGUGUAUAGUUGGCACAAUAAUUUUAUUGCUCAGAAGUGUAGAACCUGAUGAUCGCACCACAGCUUUGGGGUUCGCAGUGACUUUCAUUUGUUUGAUGGGGCAUGUGCCCGGAAAAAUACUUUACCUAUUUGUUGGACAUUUAACGUGUAUUUUGUAUGACAGCAACGACCAAUGUCGGUUAAAUGGCUCGGCAACGUUUUCCACCUAUCUCAGUCUGUCCAAUAUAUGUAUACUCAUGACGUCAGCAGCACUCUAUGCAUGCGUGUGCUUAAUGUCAAGGCCAUUGCGUCCGUAUGGAACUUCAGAUUCUGCGAAAAAAUUUAUCGUUAACUCAGUAUCGAGUCCGUUGAGUCCAUUAACGCCACCUGGAUUUGAAGAGAGAGCACCCACGCCGACCAGAAAGCCUCCGAAGAGAAGACCGUCCGAUUUAUCAUUUUCUGCUUCGAACACUAAUAUUGAUUUUACCAGGCAUACAGACGACUAUUCGCCAAGGAGUCCCGGAACAACGCUUAGAGAAGGAGGGGUCUUAACUACAUUACUAUAAUAAAUUUUCAUAAAACAAUGUGAAAACACGUGAACUACGAAGGGAAUAUUAUGUGAUCUGAAUACCCUCAUAUCGGUUACUGAUACAUAUAUAUAUAUAUAUAUAUUGUACUACAGAUGCCUCAAUAAGCGUAAACAAAAUCAAAAUUAAACAUGCCAUACUAUUUAAUUUAAAAAUGUAUUACGUACCAAUCUAGUCUAUGGAUUAAACUGUAUAAUAGAGGAUAUAAUUUGGUCCUAACUCCUAAUCUAUUAAACUUAAUAAUAAAACCGUACAUGUUUAAAAAGAAUAUAGGGAUAACGGAACCCGCGCACGGCGCACAUGUACUUAUUCAAUUAAGAGUUGUAUAUUAAUGGUACGAGAAUAAUCAAACUUAUUGUAAUUUUUAAUCGUGUACCUAUAAUAAUAGAAUAAUGAAUUAAUAACGAUAGUAUAUAUUCAUGUUUAUAAUUCAAUAAAUAAAUUAAGAAUUAAAUUGUACUUAAAGUUACACAAUCAUUAUAGCAAAUAACGAUUGAUAUUUGGUUGUAUUCACUGCAGGUAUUUGUGUGGACAAAAUAAUAUGUUUAAUUAAAAUAUUUUUUAUGUUUAAUAAUUUAUCAUGAAUUUUAUUUUAUUUUAAGUUAAUCUCAUAUAAUAAUUGAAAAAUAAAAUAGGUAUUU
Rhopalosiphum maidis (corn leaf aphid) is the source of this 3201-nucleotide messenger RNA. Its product is annotated as solute carrier organic anion transporter family member 2A1-like. The record is from RefSeq and is a predicted model, not a curated record. The transcript is spliced from 12 exons. The coding region runs from base 497 to 2539 and encodes 680 amino acids. Lineage: Eukaryota; Metazoa; Arthropoda; Insecta; Hemiptera; Aphididae. Gene Ontology annotation, molecular function: protein binding. Gene Ontology annotation, cellular component: membrane. Gene Ontology annotation, biological process: transmembrane transport; sodium-independent organic anion transport.